GGCACCUCCACUCUUUCUUCUUUAACCACACCCACAGACGCAUUUCUCAACGCUGCGCUCCUCUACCUGUCGGUGGUAACCAAAUGUGUGCGUUAAAUGAUUAAAACGACUGUAAAGCAGCAAGAAACCUGGUGGAAAUAUGCAUCGUUACGUGUCUUUCGUGUUAUAAUGGAUUAAAACUUUAUUUGGUUUUCAAGUUGAGCAGCAACUAAGACAAGUUCUCCAGAGACCAGAUUUGACUAGAGGAGACAUCUGACUUCCAGCCAAAAACAUGGACUGGAAGACCUUCCAAGCCCUCCUCAGUGGGGUGAACAAAUAUUCCACGGCGUUUGGGCGGGUUUGGCUGUCUGUGGUGUUUGUUUUUAGGGUCAUGGUGUACGUGGUAGCAGCGGAGCGAGUGUGGGGCGAUGAGCAGAAAGACUUUGAUUGCAAUACCAAGCAGCCUGGCUGUGCCAACGUCUGCUACGACUUCUUCUUCCCCAUCUCCCACAUCCGGCUGUGGGCCCUGCAGCUCAUAUUUGUCACUUGUCCAUCCUUCAUGGUGGUCAUGCAUGUGGCAUACCGUGACGACCGUGAGCGCAAGUACAAGGCCAAGCAUGGGGACACUGCCAAGCUGUACAACAACACAGGCAAGAAACAUGGCGGCUUGUGGUGGACUUAUCUAAUCAGCCUCUUCGUUAAGACAGGCAUCGAGGUUUCCUUCCUGUACAUCCUCCACCGAGUGUACGACAGCUUCUACCUGCCCCGGUUGGUCAAAUGUGAGGUGUCGCCUUGUCCCAACCAGGUGGACUGCUACAUCGGCCACCCCACUGAGAAGAAGGUCUUCACCUACUUCAUGGUUGGAGCUUCAGCCCUUUGCAUUGUCCUGAACAUCUGUGAGAUCAUUUAUCUCAUCUCCAAACGAAUCGCUCGAUGCGCAAACAAGAUUAAAAGGCGCAAUCGCAACCUGACUGUGGAUCAGGAGGACUACAGCGACCGCUUUAAAAACGGCACCCUCCCUGUGUCGAACAGAGACCUGAAGGAACAGCCUCCAUCCUUCAAGACCGCAUGCAAGGCUGCAUACAGGCCAUCUGGGCUCAAACUGGAAGAGAAGAUGCGAGCCUCUGCUCCUAAUCUGUCCUCUACUUCGUGAUUGAAAACCUAAAUCAGACUGUAGAUCAAGAGUGGAGUUGUAACUUGGCAAGGACUCAACUUCACAUCUCAGUUACAGACUCAUAACUUUGAGCCAAACUACAGGAUACGUCAGAUCCUUGAAGAUGAGUCAUUCAGUACUGGAUUUGUCCUGUGGGCCCCUGUGUCCACACACUAGACUCUUUUUGAGCAUAUGAACUUUGGUUUCUAAGUCAACAUCCAUAACAAAUACAUCAAGUCAGCAAGAGCCAAACUGAUAUGUUUUUAAUAUGUGGCUUUCUUGAUGAAUACAGGAAAUGUCUUUGUGCCUUUUCAGCUUCACCCUUUCACCCAUAUUAGAACAUUCCAGUUCAGUGUCUUAUUAGAAUUUUGACACAGGAGGGGAAAAAGAGAAAGCAGGACACACCUGGCAGAAGUAUUCAUUACCCAACCUGCCAGUGUCUACAGUGUUGUCACUAUUACAUGCGCAUUUCAGUAAUCUGUUCAUUUAUUGAGGUUUAAGACAUGGCUUCAUCUUUUCAAUUUAAUACCCCAAUGCCCCUCAUAAGCAGAGCCUAAGCCACUGGAGAAAGAUAAACGACUCUACACCGAAGUGUGGAAACUCUACAGUCAUAAAGUUAUGGCUGAGUAAUACUUGAAGGUUGAAAACUGGCCUAAACUGCAUUAAUAUUCUUGGGUAAGAUUCAUGACAGUGGUAAAUUACAUAUAUCAUUGGUAUAUGUCUUAAUCUGGAUCUUCGACAGGCAUCCACUCAGUCUCAGGAUUAUGCUGCACAGCCACGUUGUACCUAAACUGUCUGAGCUUUGACUCGCUUGUACACAAUAUAGCUUCAUCCAAGACCACUGUUGAUUUAAAUGAGGAGAAAGGAAUGCUGCUGUUUACUUCUGUGUUGGUAGCACUGGAACACAUGAGCUCCAGUGGAGGAAUCAGGAAGAAAGGUGACGAAGCAGUGGUUUGUUUUCUCCCGUUGUCCACACGGAACUAUCAGGUGGAAAUGUAUUACUGCACUUGUUUAUAAUAUCAUUUUUAAACUUAAAUAUAUUAAAGUGAAUGUAUUUUGAUACUGUGUGGUAUGUGUUGCAUCAAUUAUUUUCUAUUAAAAUAGUAGAAACAUCAA
Molecule: messenger RNA, 2248 nt
Organism: Sphaeramia orbicularis (orbiculate cardinalfish)
Lineage: Eukaryota; Metazoa; Chordata; Actinopteri; Kurtiformes; Apogonidae
Gene: gjb3
Product: gap junction protein beta 3
Exons: 2
Coding region: 272-1132 (286 amino acids)
Biological process (GO): cell-cell signaling
Cellular component (GO): connexin complex
Molecular function (GO): gap junction channel activity
Source: RefSeq, a predicted model, not a curated record